UCCCCCACAAAUCUUCCUUCCCAGCGCAUCCUCGCAUUCCAACAAAGCAAACCCUCGUUUCCCAGCACCGAGAGAAUCCGAGCAGAAUCGAUGGCGCCCAAGGCGGAGAAGAAGCCGGCGGCCAAGAAGCCCGCUGAGGAGGAGCCCGCGGAGAAGGCUGCGCCAGCGGAGAAGGCCCCCGCGGGCAAGAAGCCCAAGGCGGAGAAGCGGCUUCCGGCGGGCAAGUCCGCCGGCAAGGAGGGCGGCGACAAGAAGGGCAAGAAGAAGGCCAAGAAGAGCGUGGAGACCUACAAGAUCUACAUCUUCAAGGUCCUCAAGCAGGUGCACCCCGACAUCGGCAUCUCCUCCAAGGCCAUGUCCAUCAUGAACUCCUUCAUCAACGACAUCUUCGAGAAGCUCGCCGCGGAGGCCGCCAAGCUCGCCCGCUACAACAAGAAGCCCACCAUCACCUCCCGCGAGAUCCAGACCUCGGUGCGCCUCGUCCUCCCCGGGGAGCUCGCCAAGCACGCCGUCUCGGAGGGCACCAAGGCCGUGACCAAGUUCACCUCGUCUUAGGUUAUAUGAUGAUAGGCUCGUUUGAGGAUAGCUGUGAUGUGCUUCGUCUCCUGCUAGUAGUUGUAGUUCAGAGACUUGGCUGGUGUGGUGUAGUGAACUGUUGCGGUGGCUUUUGAAUUGUAUGAAUUGUCAUGGUGGAAAUGGAAGGCUAUUGUUAUCUGAAUCAUAAUCAUAUUAUGCUUGUUUUGUGAUU
Setaria italica (foxtail millet) is the source of this 748-nucleotide messenger RNA. Its product is annotated as histone H2B.5. The coding region runs from base 91 to 555 and encodes 154 amino acids. Gene Ontology annotation, molecular function: DNA binding; protein heterodimerization activity; structural constituent of chromatin. Gene Ontology annotation, biological process: nucleosome assembly. NCBI's taxonomy places the organism in Eukaryota, Viridiplantae, Streptophyta, Magnoliopsida, Poales, Poaceae. Gene Ontology annotation, cellular component: nucleosome. The record is from RefSeq and is a predicted model, not a curated record. The transcript has a single exon.